UCCGACCUAGCUGCAGGGGCUCUACGGGGGUGCUGCAAAAUUGGAUGCCAACAAAUCGCAAACUUCGGAAGGAAAUGCUGCACAAUCUCUGGAGAUGCUACGCCCAUUUGCUGUUGUGCUAGCAUGGGAAUAUGCCUGCUUGACCUUCUAUGUUGCUGCGGGGGUUCAGCUUCAUGCGGACUGCGCUGUUGUGGGUAUGGGCGGAAGUGCAAGAGCUCCAUACUCACACGCUUUCUCUACCUUUCCUUCCUCCUGGCUAUUGUAUUUGUUUCAUCCAUCCUUCUGGCCCCAAACGUCCAGAGGGCUAUGCAGCAACAAGCGAAUGUUUUGUGUGUUAACAACAACCAGUCUGUGGUUUCAUAUGUUGUGACUUUCCCUACUGCUAAUGCCAAUGGGUCACUCCUAAACUGUGACCAGUUCAUUGGGUAUCUUGCUGUCUAUCGAAUCUGCAUGGGUGUGGCAUUAUUCUUCCUUGUCAUGAUGUUCUUGAUGCUUCAUGUCCUCAGCAGCAAAGAUCCACGAUCCUACGUCCAGAAUGGAUUUUGGGGCAUAAAAUGGAUUGUAGUUAUUGCCAUUACUGCUGCAAUUUUCUUCAUUCCUGAUGGAAGCAAUCUGGCCUUCUCAAGAACUGCAAUGGCAUUAGGGUUAAUUGGAUCGUUCAUGUUUAUCAUUAUCCAAGUGAUUUUCCUAGUGGAUCUUGCCCAUUGCAUGGCUGAGUUUCCGUUGAACAGAGCCGAAGAAUCAGAGAACAAAUGGUGGUAUUUGCCUAUUGCAGUGGGAACUGCGUUCAUUAACUUCUUUGCUUUUGCUGGUAUUGUCCUCAUGUAUGUCUACUUCACUGAGGUUUGCAUACAUUUUACUUGCUCUCACUACAUGCAUUGAUUGACACCGGUGCAGUUGAAGAGUUGCUCUCUAAACAAGUUCUUCAUUACCAGUACACUGUUCUUUGGUUUGAUUGUUUCUAUUGUUGCAGUCUUACCCUGCGUUCAGAAAGGUGUGUGCGCCGUAUUUGUAAUGUGCCAUCUUAUCACACUGUAUAUACUGUGCUGAAAUUUAUUCUGCAUCAGUCCAGCCUAAGUCAGGUCUACUCCAGGCUUCAGUUGUCUCUGGCUAUUGUACUUAUCAGACUUGGUCUGCCAUCUCUACUGAACCUUAUGGUCCAGAUCAUGACUGUCGUGUUGAUGGAAACACUUUUGCUGUGUUUGUUGACAAUGGCAAUGCCUUAGCGGCAUCAAUCGUUGGUAUACUAGUCCUUCUUUUGACUAUUGCAUUUAUAUGCUUCAGCCUGUCAAGCACAUCACGGCUUAGGAAGUUCAGAGGGAGUAAAAGGGAAAAUAAGGUAGGUUCUUUAAUGUAAUUGCAUGUCUUCUUCCUUAAUCACUCCAAUUUUAAGCACUUAUCAUGACUCUAUUUAUCCGUGUGUGUAUGUUUAAAAUUAAUCAUCACGGGAUCGCCCUCAUGCUUAGUUCGGCCAUUUUUGUUUUUUGCCUGCAAUGUCUCACUGGAUCAGUCAUUUUCUGCAAUUUCAGGGAACUUUAACCCUUUGGGCGCCAUUUACAUAAUAUAUAUGCACAGAGCCUCCAUAAGUGCAUAAUAUUUUAUAUAAAAUGUUAUACAUCAAUUUCUGCUUAUUUAAGGUGACACCUAUGGCGCCCAAAGAGUUAACCAACGACUUCGCCUUCAGUAACUGUGGCUUUCAGAGAUCUCUGCUGUGCUGUGAUUGUCUUCCAGAUGAUAAACAAGAGGAGGAGAGCAGUGUAGAGGAAGACGAAGAAACACAUUGCUGCAGGAUGAAUGGUGUCGAUGAUGAAAAGAACGGAGUCACCUACAGCUACUCACUGUUCCACUUCCUUAUGCUCAUCUCUGUUCUCUAUCUCAUGAUGCACCUAACCAACUGGGCUGAUCCGGGUAAGACUGGUAGCGAACACUUCUUGAACAGCUGGGUUUCAGUCUGGGUCAAGAUGCUCACUGUCUGGAUCUGCUAUGGAGUCUAUGUCUGGACCCUCCUUGCUCCUCUUGUCUUAGGCAAAUGCCGGGAUUUUGACUAUGUCAAUUAGCCUAAAACUAUAGUAGGAAUAAUACAGCAAGGUGAUAAUGUGUGGCAAAUGCUGUACUUCUUGUAUUUUAAUAAUGCCUUGUCGCACUA
Molecule: messenger RNA, 2146 nt
Organism: Geodia barretti
Lineage: Eukaryota; Metazoa; Porifera; Demospongiae; Tetractinellida; Geodiidae
Source: the annotation of a GenBank genome assembly